AAAGAGAGAAGCAAUUGUUAGCAAUGAGGAUUAGUCUACCUGGAGUCAUAUUAAAAAAAACGCUAGGUUUUCGUACUCAUUAAACUUUUUUUACUGUCUUUUGCAGACCGUAUACGAUCCGUCACUGGUUGCUUGCUAUAACAUGCUGUUUACAUGCCUUCCCGUCUUAGCAUUGGGUAUUUUCGAUCAAGAUUUUAACGAUGAAGACAGCCUGCACCAUCCUCGGCUAUACCUUCCAGGACAAUAUAACUUAUUUUUUAACAUGAGAAUAUUUAUUUGGUCUCUUCUACACGGAAUGAUUAGUUCUAUAGUGAUUUUCUUUGUUUCGUACGGCACGAUAUACAACGCUGCUGAUUUCACUGGACGCGAUAUGAAUGAUUAUCCUUUAUUGGCGUUUACAACAUUCACGGCUUUAAUCAUUGUCGUCACUGGACAGAUGGCUUUCGAAACCGGGUUUUGGACUGUAUAUAACCAUGUUUCUUUGUGGGGAUCUCUUUUAUUUUACUUUGCAGUGGUCAUUUUACUUUAUGAAGCAAUCCCGGUUAAUGUGACGAUAAAGCUUGAGUCUUCCUUGUCUUGCGGCAUUGUUUUUCGCUCUGUGGGAACGCCGCACUUUUGGUUCAGCAUUUUGAUGAUCUCCGCUAUUCUUCUUUUACCGGUUAUACUAAACAGAUUCUUCUGGUCUGACACUCGUCCGACGUAUGCCGACUGCUUGCGCAUGGAUAAGAGGUUAAAGAAACCCCCAAAGCUAGCUCCAGCCCCGACUCUGUUUGUUCGGAGCGCUGCAAAUCGUCGCAGCCGUCAAGGUUCUGUGCGCUCUGGUUACGCUUUUGCUCACCAGCAAGGUUUUGCUGAGUUAAUAACAGCAGGGCAGUGUUUUCCUCCAGCGCUAAAAGAAGAAAACUUGGGCAGGUGUACUAUCUUAAUGUGUACUUCUCUUGUUGUUUUAUCAGGGCAGUUGAAAAAUAAUUAUCACUUUGUUCCAUUCUAUUUUAGUCUUGUAAAGAGCGAUAUUUGUGGCAACUUUAAUGAACAAGUACGAAAAACACUGUCAUCAAUCAACGAAAAUCCCACCGGUUUUCCAGAAAGUUUUUUUGCAGAAGACCGACCUUUUUAUUCUGCUAGCGCUCAGAACAAGGUAGUAUCAACUUUUUUGAAAUUUUUUCUCGCAUUACAUACUUUAAGCAUAUAG
This is a messenger RNA of Enterobius vermicularis (human pinworm), 1192 nucleotides long. The record is from the annotation of a GenBank genome assembly. Lineage: Eukaryota; Metazoa; Nematoda; Chromadorea; Rhabditida; Oxyuridae.